Molecule: messenger RNA, 1752 nt
Organism: Setaria italica (foxtail millet)
Lineage: Eukaryota; Viridiplantae; Streptophyta; Magnoliopsida; Poales; Poaceae
Product: protein FAR1-RELATED SEQUENCE 5
Exons: 1
Coding region: 1-1752 (583 amino acids)
Biological process (GO): regulation of DNA-templated transcription
Molecular function (GO): zinc ion binding
Source: RefSeq, a predicted model, not a curated record
AUGGGGGUGCUUGCUGAUUUCCAUGGGGGGCUUGGCAACCUUACUUUCAGCAGUAAGGAUGUUUCAAACAUGAGGACACACUUGAGAGGAGGUCUCACCUACAGGGAUAUGGAUGCAACAUUAGAGUAUUUUCAAAAGCUACAAGCUGAAAGUCCUUCCUUCUAUUAUGCAACAAUGAUAGAUGAUAAUAAUGUUGUUAGAGGAUUGUUUUGGGUAGAUGGGAGGACUAGAGAGCUGUACAAGAGUUUUGGAGACUGCAUUUUCUUUGACACAACAUAUUGCACCAACAGAUACGACAUGCCAUUAAAUAACCAUUUGCAUAACAUACUGCUUGGAUGUGCAAUGUUGCCAGAUGAAACAACGGAAACAUUUGUUUGGGUGCUAGAAAGGUUGAAGGGAGAGAUGGGUGGGCGUGAACCAAACAACAUAAUGACAGACCAGGAUAAAGCAAUGAAAGCAGCAAUAGUAAUAGUGUUCCCUAACGCAACACACAGAUGUUGCAAGUGGCAUGUCCUGAGGAAGGCUAAUGAUAAGCUUGCUUGGCUUAUUAGUGAGGAAGAAGACUUUGCAAAGGAGUUUGACUACUGUGUGAACAGGACUGAAACACCAGAAGAAUUCGAGAUGUUGUGGGCAAGCAUAGAGGACAAAUACCACUUGCAGGAAAAUGAAUUCUUUCAAAGUAUGUCUGGUACAAGGAGGAUGUGGGCACCUGCGUACUUCAGAAAGUACUUCUUCCCCUUCACAGGCACAACAGGAAGAUUGGAAAGCAUGAAUUCAUUGUUCAAGAAAGUUGUUCACCCUCAGGACUCAAUGUUGCAAUUUAUAACACAAUAUGAUUACAUCAUGGACACCAGGGCAGAAAGAGAAAAUAAGGAGCGUUGCAAGGGAGAGAUUUCAGAUCCACCACUAUGGGGAAGGUAUUCUUUUGAGAAGCAAGCUACUGCAUUCUACACUGGUGAAGUCUUUGGUAAAUUUCAAGAGUUGUUGCGUGAUUCUACAAGAUACAAGGUAGGGGCUGUUGAAAGUGAUGACCAGGGUUGGUCCAUUCAAAUUGUGCACCCAAAUUCAACUAGAGUCUGCAUGGUCACCAUUGAUAAAGAUGCAACGUCAUAUACAUGCUCUUGCAACAUGUUUGACCGUGAUGGCCUCUUGUGUCCUCACAUACUAAAAGUAUUCACAAACAGGGAUGUCGAAAAAAUUCCAAAGAAGUAUCUACUUAGAAGAUGGUCAAAGGAAGUGACUAUAAUGAUACCAGAACGCCUCUCGGGUACAGAACCAGCAUUUGGUGUCCCAACCACAAACAAGCUAAGGUACAAUGCAUUGUGUAGAAAAAUGACGUCACUAGCAGCUGAAGCUUGUUUGGGUCCUGAAAAGUACAUUGUAGCUUCAACUGGGAUAGAUACAUUGGUACAAGCAGUCAGGACAGCAAGGGUGUCACAAGAAAUGCAACAAGAUGAAGCGUCCAAUGUUGCAACAGGUCAACAGUCCAAAACUCCUGCUGUCAUGGUAAAGAAUCCAACAAGAACAAAAAGUAAAGGGAGACCAAAGGAGAAGGUGGAAAGGUUCAAGUCAGUAGUGGCACAAGCUAAGGAAAAAGCAAUGAAAAAGAAGGCAAAAGGUAAGAAGACGGCCCAAAAAAUCCCACCAUGCUCAUAUUGCUUUGAAGAUGGUCAUAGUGUACAGACUUGCGCGUACAUGACCAAGGCGGAGGCACUUGCAAAGGAUCUCAAAGAAACAGAGCUGAAGCUCUGA